Molecule: messenger RNA, 1080 nt
Organism: Phialemonium atrogriseum
Lineage: Eukaryota; Fungi; Ascomycota; Sordariomycetes; Cephalothecales; Cephalothecaceae
Product: S-adenosyl-L-methionine-dependent methyltransferase
Exons: 10
Coding region: 1-1080 (359 amino acids)
Molecular function (GO): methyltransferase activity
Source: RefSeq, a predicted model, not a curated record
AUGUCGUCCCCAAAGUCGGCCAAGUCGCCGAAGUCUCCCAACUCGCCCCACUCGCCCGAGUCUACCCCCUUGGCCGGUGCGCCGGCGGCCGACACAGCUGCUGACGCGAUUGAAGCUGACACCGCCGAGGUCGACUCUGCCUACGCCGAAUCUUCAAGAGCGACCGACACCGAGUCGCUGAGGUCGUCGAUUUUGCAAUACAAGUGGGAGCAUGGAAGGAGGUAUCACUCGUCCCACAAGGAUGCAUACUGGGCUCCCAAUGACGACAGACAACAAGAGGCCGAGGAUCUCGUCCACGCAAUGCAUCGCAUUAUCCUCGAUGGCAAACUCUACCUCGCCCCAAUCCGAGAAGACCCUCACAAUGUGCUCGACCUCGGCUGCGGCACGGGUAUCUGGGCCAUAGACUUUGCCGAUGAGCACCCGUCAGCUCAGGUUAUCGGCGUCGAUCUGUCGCCCAUCCAGCCGAACUUUGUGCCGCCCAACUGCCGCUUCGAGGUCGACGACGUCAACAAUGACUGGACAUACGCGGUGGACCAUUUCGACUUCAUCCACGUCCGCUCCCUGACCGGGUGCGUGCCAGACUUUGUCGAGUUCCACAACAAGGUGAUGAAACACCUCAAGCCCGGCGGCUGGGUCGAGCAGGUGGAGAUGUCGGGGCUCGCGCUCUCGGACGACGGCACGGUCAAGCCCGGCUCGGCGUUGGCGCGGUGGUGGGACAUCUUCAUGAAGGUGGGCGACAUCAUAGGCAAGGACUUCAAGGGGUGCGAGGUGGCGCGCGAGUCCAUCGAGGCGGCCGGCUUCGUUGACGUGCGCGAGCACGCCAUAAAGCUGCCCAUCGGCACCUGGCCCAAGGACAAGAAGCUCAAGCAGUGGGGCGCCUGGAACCGCAUGUUCCUCAUGGAGGGCCUUGAGGGCUUUGCCAUCAAGGGGCUGGUUUCCGUGCUUCAGUGGUCUUAUGAGGAGGCACAACUGUACUUGAGCGACAUGCGCAAGGAGUUGAUGGAUCCGCACAUCCAUGCGUACCCCUACGUACGAGUCGUCAACGGCCGGAAGCCAGAAGCCUCCAAGUCCGAAGCCUAA